GGGCCCAGGCCCAGCGGAGGAGGAGGCGGUUACCAUUGAAGCGGACGGCUCGGACGGCGCGCUGUCCGCUUGAGAAACUCCGGAGCCGGGUCCUCGGGAAACGCGGGGCCUGAGGCCGAGGGGCCGGAAACGCCAUCACGGAGUGACUUCCGGUUCCGGGUGAAGGGUCGGGGGCAAGAUGGCGGAUCCGCGGCGGCCCAACAAAGUUCUGAGGUACAAACCACCAGCCAGUGAUAAUAAUCCAACACUGGAGGAUCCAACUCCGGAUUAUAUGAACCUAUUGGGGAUGAUCUUCAGCAUGUGUGGGCUGAUGUUAAAGUUGAAGUGGUGUGCCUGGAUUGCUGUUUAUUGCUCUUUUAUCAGCUUUGCAAACUCCCGCAGUUCUGAAGACACAAAGCAAAUGAUGAGCAGUUUCAUGUUGUCAAUUUCAGCAGUGGUGAUGUCGUACCUGCAAAACCCACAGCCCAUGUCUCCACCAUGGUAAUGGACUGGGCCACCCCCACAUCACCAUGGUAAUGGACUGGGCCACCCCCACAUCACCAUGGUAAUGGACUGGGCCACCCCCACUUUACCAUGGUAAUGGACUGGGCCACCCCCACUUUACCAUGGUAAUGGACUGGGCCACCCCCACAUCACCAUGGUAAUGGACUGGGCCAGCCCCACAUCACCAUGGAAAUGGACUGGGCCAGCCCCACUUCACCAUGGUAAUGGACUGGGCCACCCCCACAUCACCAUGGUAAUGGACUGGUCCACCCCCACAUCACCAUGGUAAUGGACUGGGCCAGCCCCACAUCACCAUGGUAAUGGACUGGGCCAGCCCCACAUCACCAUGGUAAUGGACUGGUCCACCCCCACAUCACCAUGGUAAUGGACUGGGCCAGCCCCACAUCACCAUGGUCUCAGGCCAUGUCAUGACCACACCACCAUGGUCAUGGCCAGGGCCGUGCCCACGUCUCUAUGGUCAUGGCCCUGGGCCAAUGAUCCAGCAACCCCCCGACUGCCCCACCUCUCCCAUAUCAUCAUACCAUGUCAAUGGCUCAGACCCCAUGCUUAGUCUGAUUGUGAUAAUGGCACAGACCUGUAAUCACUUCUCUGUUAUUGCCAUGGUAUUAGCUCAAGAACCUCCCCAUCUUAUAUUACCAUGGCAAUAGGGCGCCCCAUCCCUCCCAGUAAUGGCUGGCACCAUAACUGGUACACGCACUCCCCUCCCACUGUUGCACCUCUUUGUCCCUUGGUAACCUCGCCCUCUGCAGGACUCAACGACAAUCACAGGACUCCUGCUUUGCCCUUCCUGGAUGUUACAAUGAAGAUCAAGGGAAAGCUGUCAUUGCUGAAGAAAUAACUGAAAUUACCUUUGGUUAUUCUGAAAUAUAUCAGCUAUACAAUUUAUUGAAAUUGUGACUAUUGAUUGAAGCAUGUGGAGAAGCCGUGACCAGACCUCUGAGACCUGUCUGUGUAAAGUUUUCUGAUCUGGGGUCUGACCACAAUUGGAAACUGAUUUGCUAUUUUCAACCAGGAUCCUAGCACCAGCUCCCACCAAGUACCAGGUUGUCCCUUAAUAUGUCACUUUUAUACAACUUUGCAAGAACUCUCAUGAGAAUUUGAUUUAACGAGCAACUCAUAACUGAAACUACACACCAGUCUGAAGUAGCAGCAGAAGCAAGUUGUCCAAUUCACUUGGCAAUACUAAUUCAUCUAAAUAAGAUAUUUCACCAGGUCAGUUUCCUAAAAGUCGCUUGAUUCUUGUUGCAUUGUUUUAAGAUUCUUACUUUGUGAGUGUCUCUCUUGGCAACAAAUAGAUGUACAAGAUCUCACCGAAUAAAGAAAAUAAAUAUU
Messenger RNA from Hemiscyllium ocellatum (epaulette shark), 1836 nucleotides. RefSeq names its product WD repeat domain 83 opposite strand (gene wdr83os). Gene Ontology annotation, molecular function: protein folding chaperone. The transcript is spliced from 4 exons. The record is from RefSeq and is a predicted model, not a curated record. Gene Ontology annotation, cellular component: endoplasmic reticulum membrane. Gene Ontology annotation, biological process: protein insertion into ER membrane. Lineage: Eukaryota; Metazoa; Chordata; Chondrichthyes; Orectolobiformes; Hemiscylliidae. Bases 179 to 484 code for a protein of 101 amino acids.